Messenger RNA from Pistacia vera, 1567 nucleotides. Its product is annotated as probable acyl-CoA dehydrogenase IBR3. The record is from RefSeq and is a predicted model, not a curated record. Lineage: Eukaryota; Viridiplantae; Streptophyta; Magnoliopsida; Sapindales; Anacardiaceae. Bases 422 to 1567 code for a protein of 381 amino acids. The transcript is spliced from 9 exons.
UAUUGCUUGAGAAAAUUACAUACCGCACCGCAUCACAGUUAUGAGAAUAGUCAAUUCAGCUUUCAAACUUCCCAAUUCUCAAUUCGUUGCCAACAGCCAAGCAUGCAAUCCUUCCGAUUAAUUAAUUUUAUCAUUAUAUAAAUAAAUAUAAAAAUAAAAACAAUCUCGUAAAAUUGAAAAGAAAUCUUCAACAAGCGACCGUUCUCGAUGUCUCGGGCUUCUUUCUUAGCACUACCCGCCACCGAUUAGCCUCCAUUUCUCGCUCUAUCAGCUCGGUCUUUUCUAAGAAUUUUGUUAAAAGAACAAGACAAAGAAGGAAGAUAUUCGAAGAUUCUUUUGAUUUUGAUUUAUUUUAUUUAUUUCAACGACUGCUUGUUUGGUUGGAUUUAGUUGAUUGUAGUAAUCUGAUCAAGAAAUUACCAUGGCGAGCCGUACAGGGGAUCUGGUGAGCCAAGUCCAUCCAGCUCACCAGCUUGACCUCGACGUUUUGCUGCGUUACGCCUCUGCUAAUGUCUCUGGCUUCCCUUCAUCUCCUUCUCAUUUCAAAGUCUCUCAGUUUGGGCAUGGACAAUCGAAUCCGACGUUUCUGUUGGAAGCAGGUUCGGGAGCCACAGUGAAAAGGUACGUUUUGAGGAAGAAGCCUCCCGGCAAAUUGCUCCCGUCUGCUCACGCUGUUGACCGGGAGUUUCAGGUACUCCGUGCAUUAGGUGAUCAUACUGCAGUUCCAGUUCCGAAAGUGUUCUGUUUGUGUACUGAUCCAAAUGUUAUUGGAACUGCAUUUUACAUCAUGGAAUUUUUGGAAGGGCGUAUUUUUAUAGACGCUAAGUUACCGGGUGUGGCACCGGAAAGGAGGAGAGCGAUAUAUCGUGCAACUGCAAAAGCAUUAGCUUCUGUACAUUCAGCUAACGUAGAUGCCAUUGGUCUUGGAAGAUAUGGACGGCGAGACAACUAUUGUAAGCGGCAGAUAGAGAGGUGGGCUAAGCAAUACAUUGCUUCAACUGCUGAAGGGAAACCUGCUAGCAAUCCAAAAAUGUUUCAGUUGAUUGAUUGGUUACGUCAAAAUGUUCCACCAGAAGAUUUAACAGGAACAACAGCAGGCCUAGUUCAUGGGGACUUCCGUGUUGAUAAUCUUGUAUUUCAUCCCAUUGAGGAUCGAGUGAUUGGUAUUCUCGACUGGGAAUUGUCUACUCUUGGAAACCAGAUGUCUGAUGUUGCAUACAGUUGUCUGCCUUAUCUUGUGGAUUAUGGGAACGGAGGAGUGGAUCAAGGUUUUGAACUUACUGGAAUUCCAGAAGGGAUUCCCUCACAGGCAGAGUUUUUGGAAGACUACUGUUCCGCAGCUGGAAAACCAUGGCCUGCUGUAGCAUGGAAGUUCUAUAUUGCGCUUGCCCUGUUCCGUGGGGCAUCAAUUUUCACAGGCAUAUAUAAUAGAUGGCUUAUGGGUAAUGCUUCAGGAGGUGAACGUGCUCAGAAUUCAGGAGUUCGAGCUAACUGUCUUAUAGAUUUUGCACUUUCUUUUAUUGCGAGGAAAUCUGUGCUUCCUGAGUUCCCUCCAUCUGGUAACUAA